CGCAGAACCUCCACCAGCGACCCUUCCAACCUGCCCCGUAAAGUCACACCGCAGCCGCUGCAGCAUGCACGCAAACACAUCUGCAGGCAAUACAAUUACACUUCUAGUUUUGAGCCACCGGCUAUACAAACUUCCCUCUCCAGCCCUCUGGCCUGAAGUCAGUCACUGCAGUCAGUCUUCCCUGUCGUGCCGUUCCUGCUGCGCACACAAAUCGAGGCCAACCUUAAGCUGUGCAGUCACGGUGUAUCUGACAGACGGCCCUGGAUCCCGCGCUGCACCUGGCACACUGCGGAGGGAGCCCCCUACUCCUGGUCCUGAUUGAGUUCGCAACUUAUUCCAUUGCCUUUACGAAUAACCCGACCAGCCUUCAAGCACGACCCAGAUUCGCAUCCAGAUCCAGCCUGUCGAUAUAACUGACUUCAGGCUUGACACUUCCGGUCUGCGCCUGCCCCGCGCUUUCUCGCCUGCUGCAUUGUCGGCUGGCAAUCACUGCACUCUGACCGGUACUUAACCUUACCUGCCUGUCAUCAUGACUUCAGCCGCUCCCCUUUCCCGCAACGAGUCGCACGCCUCCAGUCGCCGAAGUGCCAGUCUUGGAUCGCGUCUCUUUCGAUCAAAAAGCGGAGAAGCCUUAGGUGACCGAAAGAGCUCGGCCGGACGACUGAAGAAGAAACACAGCGAGAUGGACGAAUCCGUCAAAGUCACCACUCAGUCUCCUCCACGUCUUCCAGGCUACACCCCGCAGCCUUUGGACAUUCAGUCCUUUGGUGGUGAGGAUUACGCCGCUUCAGAAAACGCAAACGGUGCGACAGAUGUCCCUCCGGUGCCUCCGCUGCCACGACAAAAAGAAAAGGAUGUUGUUGAUCCCUAUGCUCGAACUGAGAGCAUGACCCACCGUGGUCGCUAUUCCUAUGCAACCUCGAUCGUCUCCACCAUCAAUUCUCCUCGCAGAGUCCGCCGUCGCAAAGAUCCCACCCCGUACAAUAUUCUGAUCAUCGGCGCGCGCAACUCGGGCAAAACAUCCUUCCUUAACUUCUUGAACAGAGCGCUGGCGCUUCCUCCCCAGAAACGGCCGCAUCGAGUCUCCGAUGGCGAAACUCCUCCAUCUUCCACCAGAUCGAAUCCGAAUUUCGUGCAUCACUACCAAGAGAUUGAGAUCGACAAUGAGCGAAUUGGCUUGACGCUGUGGGAUUCACAAGGUCUUGACAAAGGUGUCGUGGAUCUCCAAUUGAGGGACAUGAGCAAUUUCGUGGAAAGCAAGUUCGACGAUACGUUCAUUGAAGAGAUGAAGGUUGUUCGCGCGCCAGGCGUCAGGGAUACCCACAUCCACUGUGUCUUCUUAAUCCUCGACCCUUCUAGACUCGAUGCCAAUAUCAAUGCUUCGCAAGGAGCAAAUACUGCCAAUGACAAUGGUCGAGUUGGCAAGCCUACCCGAAUUGUUGGCGCACUAGACGAGGACUUUGACAUUCAAGUGUUGAAAACGCUGUCCCGCAAGACCACCGUCAUCCCAGUCAUCAGCAAAGCUGACACUGUCACAACUGCUCAUAUGGCUUUUCUCAAGCAACGGGUUAGCCAAAGCUUGAAGAAAGCCGGGCUGGAUCCCCUCGAAGCUCUGAACUUUGCGGCGGAUGAUUUUGAUGAGGACAAACUUGACGAGCGCGAUGAGGACGUGGACAGCAGCGACGGAGGCUCCGAGGGCGGCACGGAUUCAAGAAGUGAAGAGUCUGCAACGGAGCGACCCAUCUCCAACAUGAAGCGCACAGUUACCCACAAACGUCAGCCUUCAAAUUUAUCCUUGAUGGAUCCCAAUCUGGACAGCGGCUACGUCCCUUGGUCAAUCAUCAGUCCGGACAAGUACUCUCUUGAGUCUAAAGACGGACCCAUUGGCCGAUCCUUUCCCUGGGGAUUCGCCGACCCAUACAACCCUGACCAUUGCGACUUUGUGAAACUGAAAGAUGCGGUGUUUGGUGAGUGGCGCUCGGAGUUGAGAGAAGCAAGCCGGGAAGUGUUUUAUGAGCAGUGGAGAACGAAUCGGCUGAAUCGACGAGGAAGGUCAUCUCAUGGCCUGCCUUCAGGACCGAGACAGACUGGCGGCGGUAUACCCAUUCCCCUACAGCCCCGAGUGCGUUGACGGUGAUAUACCUAAGCUCUUCGAUACUCGAAUUGGUGGAGUUAACAUCCGACCAUGUUGGUCGUGAGUGAAGAAGCCACCCGAAACUCGGCGUCAGCAUUAGCAUUGUUUUCUUGUCUCGGUUACGCUUCGGGAAGGUCAUGAGAACACUAUUCUUUUACGGUUUCACUGUGGGAAAGAAACGUGAACUGGGAGAGGGGGGAAUGAAUGUGAGAGGAGUACCCAGACGUCAAAGACGAAUAACGCCAAGGGAGUGGCUUGACUGUAUUGUCAAUGAUCGGAAUGUCCUGCUGGGUUGAUGGCUGGCUCUGGCUCAGGCCGGUCCUGCUCUCCUUUUCUCGAUUCUCAUCGUCAACUGACAUCAUUCAGUCCCUUGCAUUGGUUGGCCGCGCGGCGUUUCACACAUUGGGCACUGCAGAUCCUUUUCAGUCGUCACGAGCCAUGAGAUACCACUUUAGUUCAAUUGUAUUGAGGUUCAAGUCAAGUUUGCGUCGGAAAAUGAAUUGAUAUCCAGGCAAUCGAAACUUAGGAUCACCAAUGCAUAAGUUAUAGGUUACCAAGUAGGUUCAAUUCAUCCCAAGCCAAGCGCCAGGAGCCUCUUAGAUAGCUUUAUCCGAGUGUGCCUUAUGGCAAGAAGGAAAGGAAAAGGGAAAUGCUAAGGUAGGUAGGUAAUCAUCA
This is a messenger RNA of Exophiala dermatitidis NIH/UT8656, 2809 nucleotides long. RefSeq lists its product as uncharacterized. Gene Ontology annotation, molecular function: GTPase activity; molecular adaptor activity; GTP binding. The coding region runs from base 530 to 2131 and encodes 533 amino acids. Gene Ontology annotation, cellular component: septin complex; microtubule cytoskeleton; septin ring. The record is from RefSeq and is a predicted model, not a curated record. The transcript is spliced from 3 exons. Lineage: Eukaryota; Fungi; Ascomycota; Eurotiomycetes; Chaetothyriales; Herpotrichiellaceae. Gene Ontology annotation, biological process: cytoskeleton-dependent cytokinesis.